AAAAGGAAAUGACACUUGAAACCAGGAAAGAGAUGGAGAAGCAUGCCAAAGCCAAAAAGGAUGAACGUAAAGCUCAGCUCGACCCACGCCACAAGUAUAUCAUAUCGUUAAUUGCAUACGGACUUAACCUGAGCGAACUGGAAGUGGAAGAUUUUAUUAUUUCUGAUGAUAAGUUUGGUAUGAUUGAAGAAUUCUUUGCUGCAAACGGACCAAAAAAGUUAACAUUCUUCUAUCAAGAAAUCACCCAGAAAAAGCUCAGUGGUACUUUAUUGACUGAUGCCAGCUCCGUGACACCUCACAAGAGGGUUUUCCUUUCUAGUGGCUCUGAGGAGGGGCUUCGUGGAGUUUGUAUGUUUUUCCUGAGAACUUCUGAUAAAAGUAUAACGACUGCCAAUGUCAAUCAGGAAGUGAACUUUGGGAUGCUCAACUGUCCUGCCAGCUCCAUUUUGCAAAGUAUGCAAGAACUUUUAUUCCAUGCCAUGGUUCCUGCUCUCAAGUCACAGGAGACCCGAGGAGCAAUAAAAGAUGGCUUGAAAAACAUCCAGAUCCAAGAGUUCUUCACUUCCUUGGAAAAGUUUAUUUCCAGCCUUUCAUCAGCAAGAGACAACAUCAAAAGGAGAUUCCAGCUGCAGAUGGUUGAAUUGGGGGAUUGCCUGGACAAUCUGAAUAGUCCUGCGGACUAUGUGGCAGCAGCGACCAACAAUGAGGUUGUGGAAAAGCUGGAGGGACUGCUGCUGCUGUGGACAAAGCAAAUCGAACAAGUUCUGACUGAGAGUGAGCAGAUGAGGAAAGAAGCAGAUGACAUUGGUCCUGCAGCCGAGCUUGAGCACUGGAAGAAAAGGAUGGUGACUUUUAACAGUCUUCUAGAUGAAAUCAAGAGUGUGAUUGUGAAGAAAGUCCUUGGAGUUUUGCAAAUUGCCAAAUCACGAACUUUGAAGCAUUGGAAACAUUUGGAUGUCUGCAUAACAAGUGCUGCCAAUGAAGCGAGGGACAACGUCAAGUUUCUGUAUACAUUGGAUGGAUUCUUUUCAACUAUUGGCCGGUGCACACCUACCUCCAUGCUGGAGCACAUUCCUAGUCUAAUCAACAGCAUUCGGAUGAUCUACAGCAUAUCCCAGUACUACAACACAUCAGAACGUAUGACCUCUCUCUUUGUGAAAAUCACCAACCAGAUGAUUAGCACUUGCAAGGCCUACCUCUACCAGGGAGUCUCCAAAUUAUGGGAACAUGACACACCUGAACUGAUUCAGAGGAUUCAGGAUUGCUCCGAGAUGAACAAGGAAUACCAGGAGACUUUCCAUCGGGUUAAAGAAAAACUACAUGAAAGCCAGAAUGAGAAGCAGUUUGAGUUCAGUGAGAACUACAUAUUUGGGAAGUUUGACACAUUCUGCAAGCGCUUGGAGAAGAUCUCAGAUAUGAUCAGCACUAUUGAGAACCUAUCCAAUCUACAAAAUGUGAAACUUGAAGGCAUCGAAAAGAUUUACAGCCGGUACCAGACGAUUGUCACAAACACAAAAUCCAAGACCUACGAUGUGCUUGACCUCCGCAUACAAGAGUUUGAUAAUGACUAUGCUGACUUCAAAUACCAAAUUCAAGCCUUGUACCAGUCUUUGCAUGCAUUUGUGGACUCUUGGUUUGACCAGCCUUUAACUACUGAGAGGAUGCUGGAAGUCCUUGCCAAGUUUGACAAGGUUUCAGGGGAUCAGCUUGAUUUGCAUGAAAAAUACCUCAGGGUCCUGCACAGAUACGGGAGAGAUUUGGAAAUUGUUCGUAAACUCUACCAAAAGCAAAAGGAUAAUCCGCCCUCACAUCGCAACAUUCCUCCUGUUGCUGGGAAGAUCAUGUGGGCGAGACAGUUGUUUAGAAAAAUUGAUGUGCCAAUGAAAAUCUUAAAGAAUAAGCCCGAAAUUUUAAAGGCUGCAGACAAGAAAAUCAUUCGAAACUACAACAAAGUAGCUGCUGUUCUGCUGGAGUUUGAGCUUCUCUACCACCGUGGAUGGUGCCAUGCUGCUAAACUUUGUCAUCAAGGGCUUAAUGUCUCUCUACUGGUCCGACAUCCAGAAACCAGGAAGCCAUAUGUGAAUUUUGAUCCAAUUGUUCUUCGGGUGCUAUACGAGGCUAAAUACUUAUCAAAAAUGGGACUUGAAGCUCCAGAGUUGGUAGUGAGUAUGUGCUCACAAGAAGAACAUCUCAAGAAUCUGAACAUCAGAUUGCAAGAAAUGUUAUAUGAUUAUCAAAGAAUAAUAAGUAAAAUCCCACCCAUACUCCAACUGCUGAUGCAACCCUUUCUGAUUCAAGUAGAUGAAGCUCUUUCACCCGGUCUUACAACUUUAUCAUGGACAUCUUUAACUACAGACAAAUUCAUCGACAGUGUCUACAUCAUUCUCCAAGAACUGGAUCAGACGAUAAAGGAGGCAUGUGACACCCUGGAGUGUCGAAUUGAGAAUAUUUUAAAUACCAUGUCUUUCACCAUCUUGCUGGACCUGCCAGAGGAAGAGCCUGUGGACGCACAUGCAUUUUAUAAAAUGACGGAGAAGGUCGUGACAGCAGCAGCUGCCACCUUGGCUGAACAAAGCCAACAAGUGGAAAGAUCCAUGUACGAGCUGAUAAAUGAUCUGAAAACCAAGAUGAGGCCAACAGAUCGGGACAGCCUGCAGGAGUCGUAUCAAUGCCUGCACCCUGAUAGCAAGCUGAAAACCCGUUGUCAGGAGUGUCUUCCCUGCUACUUCUACAACAUGAUGGGGCAGAUCUGCCAGAAGAACACAGAUUCGUUGGUAAAGUCUACUAGGCGCUCCUUGGAUGCUUUGAAGCGGCGUCUGCACGUCGUUUCUUCUAAAUACCUGCCAUCUGCACAGUUUACUAAAAUCCCAAGUCAGCCGCCAGUCUUCAAGGCUUCUAUUGAGCUGGUGAUUCCAAAUGUUGUGAUGAAGCCAAGCUUGGAUGAAAUUCAGAACAACAUCAACAAAGCAGUACAAUCUAUGUUGUUCAUGGCAAAAAAUAUUCCAUUGUGGACCUAUGCACAUUUACAUCACAGACAGCUUCAGAUUGAACAAAAUGCAGCAAGAGAACUUGGAGAUGACAGCAAAAUGACCAAGCAGAUAGUUCAGAAGACUCUUGACAAACAGCUGCGUGAGCACAAAGACAUCAGCAAACUUGUGAUUCAGCUCAGCUCCAUCGUUGCAGCCCUCAAACCUGACGCUGUCAACGUGUUGAACGCCUUCUCACGCUUCUCUCAUUUGUGGGCCCAGGAGCCUGAGGAGCAGGUGGCAGUAUUUGAGAAGACAAAUCCAUCUUUGUCAGAUUUUAAUGUAAAAAUUGCCACCUACACCAAGUUACAAACUCACAUUUCUGAGAUUCCUGCCGUUUACAUCGUGGGACCAAUCCAGCUUCACACGGAUUCACUGAAACUGGCUCUCACACAAGAGUGCCUCCAGUGGAAGAAAGCUUUUGGAGUCUGCCUGAACAAGAAAGCUGCAUCAGAUAUGGAGGAGAUCUACACUUUCAUUGACGCUCUCAGCAAACGUCUGCAUAGACCCAUCACUGAUCUGGAUGAUGUCCGCGAUGCCAUGGCUGCUUUAAAAGAGAUCAGAGAAGCAGAGAUUCGAAUCGACAUGACUAUUGGGCCCAUCGAGGAGACCUUUGCUCUUCUAAACAAGCAUGAGCUCUUGGUUGAUGAUGCAGACAUGAAAAGGGUUGAUGGCCUGGCUUAUGCCUGGAAGAACGUUAAUGCUCAGGUGUUAGUCACCCAGAAUAUUCUCUACGUUGUUCAGCCUACAAUGAAGUCUGAUCUUGUGGACGGGGUUAAGACUUUUCAGACUGAAGUUCGGACUUUUGCUAGAGAUUAUGAAGAAAGUGGGCCGGGAGUUGAAGGCAUACCCCCCCAGGAAGCCAGUGACAGGCUGCAGACCUUCCAGUCAAGAUUUGAUGACCUGUGGAGAAAAUACACCACGUACUCCGGUGGAGAGGAGCUCUUUGGCUUAUCUGUUAAAGAAUACCCAGACUUGCAGAGAGUAAAACGGGAGUUAACGCUGCUGCAGAAACUUUACACUUUGUACAAUUCCGUUAUCGAUAGCGUUAACGGUUACUAUGAGAUACUGUGGAGCGAACUCGAUAUCGAAAAAAUUAACAGCGAGCUUACAGAUUUUCAGAAUCGAAUACGUAAGCUUCCUAAAGCCCUGAAGGAGUGGCAGGCGUUCAAUGACCUCAAAAAGAAGAUUGACGACUUCAGUGAGACGUGUCCCCUACUGGAAAUGAUGGCCAGCAAGGCAAUGCUGCCACGACACUGGGAACGGAUUUCUAAAACCACUGGUUACACUUUUGAGGUGGACUCGGAUCAUUUCUGUCUAAAGAACCUAAUGGAAGCGCCUCUUCUUAAAUUUAAGGAGGACAUUGAGGAUAUCUGCAUCAGUGCUGUUAAGGAGAAGGACAUUGAAGCCAAGCUAAAGGGUGUCGUCAAUGAAUGGAGCGCCCACAUGUUUACUUUUGCACAGUUCAAAACAAGAGGGGAGUUACUUCUGAAAGGCUCUGAUACAAGCGAGAAGGUCUCCUUGAUGGAGGACAGCCUGAUGGUUCUAGCAUCCCUCAUGAGUAACAGGUACAAUGCACCUUUUAAGCCUUUGAUUCAGCAGUGGGUGCAGAAGCUGUCUAACACCACGGAGAUCAUUGAAAGCUGGCUGACGGUGCAGAACCUUUGGAUCUACCUGGAAGCUGUGUUUGUUGGCGGUGACAUUGCUAAACAGCUCCCACAGGAAGCAAAAAUAUUCCAGAAUAUUGACAAAUCCUGGCAGAAAAUAAUCCAGAGAGCACAUGAGACCCCCAACAUUGUCCAGUGCUGUGUGGGUGAUGAGACUCUUGCCCAUCUCCUGCCCAAUCUGCUUGAGCAACUAGAGAUGUGUCAGAAAUCGUUGACGGGCUACCUGGAGAAGAAGAGGCUGGUGUUUCCCAGAUUUUUCUUUGUAUCGGAUCCUGCUCUCCUGGAAAUCCUCGGCCAGGCUUCUGACUCACACACCAUUCAGGCACACUUACUAAGUCUUUUUGAUAACGUCAAUCGAGUGGGAUUUCAUGAGAAGACCUAUGACCAGAUUCUCACGUUCCAGUCCCAGGAAGGAGAAACUGUGAACCUUACAGAACCCAUCAUGGCACAGGGAAAUGUAGAAGUAUGGCUUGGUCUUCUAUUAGAAGGGGUUAAAAAGACAGUCAACAAAAUCAUUGGACAGGCCUUUAUGGCCAUCAGUGACCCCGGCAUGAAACUCUAUGAUUUUGAGGCAAUGUUUCCGGCCCAGAUUGGUCUGCUGGGCAUUCAGAUGAUCUGGACAAGGGAUGCAGAAGAAGCUCUCAUGAAUGCGAAAGUAGACAAGAAGAUUAUGCACACCACCAACCAGAAGUUUCUUGACCUUCUCAAUGACUUGAUUGAUAUGACAACACAAGAUCUCACCAGGAUGGAAAGGACAAAGUACGAAACGCUCAUUACUAUUCAUGUACACCAGAAGGACAUAUUUGAUGAUCUGGUCCGAAUGAACAUCAAGUCCACGUUAGAUUUUGAGUGGCAGAAGCAGUCACGAUUUUACUUUGUGGAAGAUUUUGAUAAAUGCAUCAUUCAAAUCACCGAUGUCGAGUUCAGCUAUUGCAACGAAUAUCUGGGCUGCACAGACCGGCUGGUCAUAACUCCGCUCACUGACAGGUGUUACAUCACAUUGUCCCAGGCCCUCGGGAUGAGUAUGGGUGGAGCUCCAGCAGGACCAGCCGGGACUGGCAAGACAGAAACAACCAAAGACAUGGGGAGAUGCCUGGGAAAGUAUGUGGUCGUGUUCAACUGCUCCGAUCAGAUGGAUUACCGGGGGCUUGGCCGCAUUUACAAAGGUCUUGCUCAGUCUGGUGCCUGGGGCUGCUUUGAUGAGUUCAAUCGUAUCGAACUUCCGGUGCUCUCCGUCGCCGCUCAGCAGAUCUACAUUGUCCUGCAAUGCAAGAAGAACAAGAAGCCUCAAUUUAUCUUCACUGAUGGAGAUGUGGUAGACAUGGACCGAGAGUUUGGAAUUUUUCUCACAAUGAAUCCAGGAUAUGCAGGACGACAAGAGCUCCCAGAAAACCUGAAGAUUCAGUUCCGUACUGUUGCAAUGAUGGUGCCAGACAGAGCCAUUAUUAUGAGGGUCAAAUUGGCCAGUGCUGGUUUUCGUGACAAUCAGAUUCUCAGCCGAAAAUUUUACACCUUGUAUAAACUCUGUGAAGAGCAGCUUUCUAAACAGGUCCACUAUGACUUUGGUUUGAGAAAUAUUCUUUCUGUGCUGAGAACCCUCGGAGCUGUGAAGAGGGGGAACCCCAAUGAGCCAGAGAAGACAGUCGUAAUGAGAGUCCUCCGUGACAUGAACCUUUCCAAACUGGUGGACGAGGAUGAGCCCUUAUUCAUGAGUCUUAUUAAUGACCUUUUCCCUGGAAUAACUUUGGAUAAAGCUGGAUACCCAGAGUUGGAGGCCGCCAUCCUGAAGCAGACAGAGGCGGCAGGUUUAAUUUUUCACCCACCAUGGAUCCUCAAACUCAUUCAACUGUAUGAGACUCAAAGAGUCCGACAUGGAAUGAUGACCCUGGGUCCCAGUGGUGCUGGAAAAACAAAGUGCAUCCACACUCUUAUGAAGGCCAUGACCAAUUGUGGGAUGCCACAUAAAGAGAUGAGAAUGAACCCAAAAGCCAUCACAGCCUCUCAGAUGUUUGGGACCCUAGACGUGGCAACAAACGACUGGACUGAUGGUAUCUUCUCAACUUUGUGGAGAAAAACUCUUAAAUCAAAAAAGGGUGAGCACAUCUGGAUAGUUCUGGAUGGUCCUGUGGAUGCCAUUUGGAUUGAAAACCUGAACUCCGUCCUGGAUGACAAUAAGACUCUCACUUUAGCUAAUGGUGACCGGAUCCCCAUGUCACCUAGCUGCAAAAUUGUCUUUGAACCACACAACAUCGAUAAUGCCUCUCCUGCCACGGUCUCUCGAAACGGGAUGGUGUUCAUGAGUUCUUCAGUUUUGGACUUUAGGCCUAUCUUGAAGGCUUGGCUUCAGAAGCUGCCCAACGCACAGUCUGAACCUCUCUGGAACAACUUUAACAAUGCAUUCCAGGAUUUAAUUAAUUUUGUAAACACAGCUGUGUCUCCAAAAAUGCCAAUCUUGGAAUGCAUGUACAUCAAGCAGGCCAUCAACCUCCUGCAGGGUUUAUUGCCCUCUGCAGAAGAAAAGCAGCCCACGGCACAGCAUGUCGGCCGGCUCUUCAUCUUUGCAGUUAUGUGGUCAGUAGGAGCGCUUUUGGAAUUGGAGGACAGGGCCAAAAUGGAGGCUUUCCUUAAAAAGCAUACGGCCAAGCUCGAGCUCCCUGUGACCACCGGAGAUCAAACCAUCUUUGAGUUUGUUGUCAAUGAGAAUGGCAACUGGGAUCAUUGGUCUAAGAAGGUUCCAGAAUAUAUUUACCCCAAAGACUCAGUUCCAGAUUAUUCAUCAAUCCUUGUGCCGAAUGUUGACAACGUGCGUACAGACUUUCUAAUGGAUACAAUCAUGAGCCAAAACAAAGCUGUUCUUCUCAUCGGGGAACAGGGCACCGCGAAGACAGUUAUGAUAAAGGGAUAUACAGGUAAAUAUGAUCCUGAAGCCCAUUUAACUAAAAGCAUGAACUUCUCUUCUGCCACUCUGCCUACUAUGUUCCAAAGAACUGUUGAGAGUUACAUCGACAAGAGAAUAGGAACAACUUAUGGACCCCCAGCUGGGAAGAAGAUGACUGUGUUUAUCGAUGACAUCAACAUGCCAAUAAUCAAUGAAUGGGGGGACCAGAUAACCAAUGAAAUUGUUCGCCAAUUAAUGGAACAAAAGGGCUUCUACAACCUUGACAAGCCAGGAGAAUUUACUACCAUUGUUGACAUCCAGUUUGUUGCUGCAAUGAUUCACCCCGGUGGAGGCAGAAACGAUAUCCCCCAACGCUUGAAGCGGCAGUUUUCGGUUUUUAACUGCACCUUGCCCUCCAACUCCUCAAUCGAUAAGAUUUUUAGGACUGUGUCAGAGGGCUAUUUUUGUGAGGAACGGGGUUUUCCAAAAGAAGUCUGUGACCUGGCUUCUGCCCUUGUGCCAACAACUCGCAGACUUUGGCAAGCCACCAAAAUUAAAAUGCUGCCUACACCAGCGAAAUUCCACUACAUCUUUAAUUUGAGAGAUCUGAGUCGAAUUUGGCAAGGAAUCCUUAAAGUCAUUGCUGAAGUCUGCCAGACCACGGAUGUGUUGAUAGCACUUUUCCUGCAUGAGUGCGCCCGAGUUAUCUCUGACAGGUUCACCAAUGAAAAGGACAAGGAGUGGUUCGACAAGACCAUUCUGAAGGUUGCAGCUGACGACCACGGAGCAGACCUCAUCGAUGCAGCUCCAAAGGAGGCGUACUUUGUUGACUUCCUACGGGAUGCUCCAGAAGCCACUGGAGAUGAGCCAGAGGAUGCUGAACUAGAAGCCCCUAAGAUCUACGAGCCCAUUCCGUCUUUUGAGAAGCUAUCGGAACGUCUGGAGUCAUUCAUGCAGCAGUACAAUGAGGCGAUCAGAGGAGCUCACAUGGACCUUGUAUGCUUUAAGGAUGCAAUGAUCCAUUUAAUGAAGGUUUCUCGCAUAAUUCGCACUCCACAAGGAAAUGCCCUGUUGGUAGGGGUUGGCGGCUCAGGGAAGCAAAGCUUGACCAGAUUGUCUUCUUUCAUUGCCGGUUACGAGAGCUUCCAGAUUACCCUCACGCGAACAUACAAUGCUAGCAAUCUUAUGGAAGAUCUUAAGCAGCUCUAUCGGACAGCCGGUCAAAGGGGAAAAGGUAUCACUUUCAUCUUCACGGACAAUGAAAUUAAAGACGAGUCUUUCCUGGAGUAUAUGAACAACGUGUUGGCCUCCGGCGAGGUUUCGAACCUGUUUGCCCGUGACGAGGUGGACGAGAUCACUCAAGACCUUAUUGGAGUAAUGAAGAAGGAAUAUCCUCGACGAGUCCCCACGCCAGAGAACCUAUACGACUAUUUUCUUUCUCGAGUUCGCAGUAAUCUCCAUGUUAUUCUCUGUUUCUCACCUGUGGGAGAGAAAUUUCGCACCCGUGCUCUGAAGUUCCCUGGGCUCAUUUCCGGUUGCACUAUGGACUGGUUUCAGCGAUGGCCUAAGGAUGCUCUGGUGGCUGUGGCUCAAUACUUUCUUAGCGCUUACCAAAUCGAGUGUUCAGAUGAAGUGAAGCACAAUGUGGUGAACACCAUGGGAACCUUUCAAGAUCUGGUGGCGGAAAAGUGCGUAGAGUACUUUGAGCGCUUUCGACGUCAGACCUAUGUGACGCCAAAGUCAUACUUGUCCUUCAUAGAUGGAUACAAAAUCAUCUACAGUGAGAAGAUUGCUUAUGUGGGGAUGCUUGCUGAACGCAUGAGGACAGGUUUGGCAAAGCUCAAUGAGGCUGAAGAAUCGAUUAAUCUGCUGUCCAAGGAACUGGCAGUGAAGGAAGCAGACUUAGCUGUGGCAUCCAUCAAAGCAGACAAAGUGCUUCAGGAGGUCACAGAGAAGGCCCAGGCUGCUGAGGCUGUGAAAGCACAAGUGCAGAAAGUGAAGGACAAAGCCCAGGCCAUCGUGGAUGACAUCGAGGCUGAUAAAGCUGUGGCCGAGGGAAAACUAGAAGCAGCAAGGCCUGGCUUGGAAGCAGCAGAAGAAGCUUUGAAGACCAUCAAACCCACCGAUAUCGCCACCGUGAGAAAGCUCGGUAAGCCCCCUCACCUGAUCAUGCGCAUCAUGGACUGCGUGCUGCUGCUGUUUCAGAGGAGACUCGACACGGUCACUGCGGACCCUGAGCGGCCUUGUAACAGACCCUCAUGGGCGGAGGCCUUGAAGCUGAUGAAUUUUUCUGGAUUCCUCAAUAUGUUGCUGAAUUUUCCAAAGGAUACCAUUACAGGAGAAGUGGUUGAAUUACUUACACCUUACCUGUUAAUGGAGGACUACAACUUUGAAACAGCAAAAAAAGUCUGUGGUAAUGUGGCUGGGCUCUGCUCGUGGACCCUAGCUAUGUCUGACUUUUUUGGAAUUAACAAAGAGGUCCUUCCACUUAAGGCAAACCUGAAGUUACAAGAGGCAAGGCUUGGCGUAGCCCAGACAGAGCUGAAUAACGCUCAGCAGCAGCUCGAUGACAAGCAGAAGGAGCUCGAUGAAGUGCAGGCCAUGUACAAUGCUGCUAGAAAUGAGAAGCAGACCCUCCUGGAUGACGCCGAUGCCUGCCGGAGGAAGAUGAACAACGCCACGACUCUCAUUGAAGGCUUGGGUGGAGAGAAGAUUCGUUGGACACAAAGCAGCAAAGUCUUUCAAAGUCAGAUCAUCCGAAUGGUGGGUGACGUCCUCCUAGCUACUGGUUUUCUUUCUUAUUCGGGUCCCUUCAACCAGGAGUACAGAAACCUUCUGAUUCAGCUGUGGAAGAAGGAGAUGAGUGUCAAUAAGAUCCCUUACAGUGAAGACAUAAAUCUCAUAAGCAUGCUGGUUGACACCACCACAAUCAGUGAGUGGAAUCUGCAGGGUCUUCCCAACGAUGACCUCUCCAUUCAGAACGGCAUCAUUGUGACCAAAGCUUCUCGUUAUCCACUGCUGAUUGAUCCUCAAGGACAGGGCAAGAUCUGGAUUAAAAACAGGGAGAAGCUCAAUGAUCUGCAGGUGACAUCUUUAAAUCAUAAAUACUUCCGGACCCACCUGGAGGACAGUCUCUCACUUGGGAGGCCGCUGCUCAUCGAGGAUGUUGGGGAAGACCUGGACCCUGCUUUGGAUAAUAUCCUUGAAAAAAAUUUUAUUAAAUCUGGAUCCACAUAUAAAGUAAAAGUUGGAGAUAAAGAAAUUGAUGUUAUGAAGUCAUUCAAGCUUUACAUAACCACCAAACUUGCCAACCCAGCCUACACCCCAGAGGUCAGUGCCAAGACAGCCGUCAUUGACUUCACAGUGACCAUGAGAGGACUCGAGGAUCAGCUGCUAGGCCGGGUGAUUCUCACCGAGAAGCAGGAACUGGAAUCCGAGAGAGUGACACUUCUUGAGGAAGUAACGUCAAAUAAAAGGAAGAUGCAGGAGCUGGAAGACAACCUCUUGUAUCGCCUGACAAGCACCGAGGGCUCCCUAGUGGAGGACGACUCGUUGAUCGAAGUUUUACACAUCACGAAAGCCACAGCAGAGGAGGUCAGUAAAAAGCUUACAAUCGCUGCAGAAACGGAAAUUAAAAUCAAUGCUGCUAGAGAAGAGUAUCGGCCAGUGGCCUCCAGGGGCAGCAACCUCUACUUCUUGAUUGUGGAAAUGAGCCUGGUGAAUAUCAUGUACCAGACGUCACUCCGACAGUUUCUGGGGAUCUUUGACAUCUCCAUGGAACGGUCGGUAAAGUCUCCCAUCAACUCCAAACGGAUUGCCAACAUCAUCGAGUAUCUCACUUAUGAAGUGUUCAGGUACACGGCCCGAGGGCUCUAUGAAGAUCACAAGUUUCUCUUCACGCUGCUCCUGGCAUUAAAAAUAGACCUGCAAUCCAAGAGGAUCUCACAUGGGGAGUUCCAGACUCUUAUCAAAGGGGGUGCAUCAUUGGACCUCAACUCUGUUGACCCCAAACCUAAGAAAUGGAUUUUGGACAUGACAUGGCUGAAUUUGGUACAACUGUCUCAUCUGAACCCUUUCUCCCAGCUUCUCUCUCAAGUUGCCAGAAAUGAUAAAGCCUGGAAGCAAUGGUUUGAUGAGGAAGCCCCAGAAGAGGCCAUCACUCCAGAUGGCUACGACAGUCUACUUGACACAUUUCGUAAACUCUUACUCAUCCGAAGUUGGGCCCCUGACCGCACUAUAGCACAGGCUCGCCACUACAUUGCAGAAUCUCUCGGGGUGAAAUAUGCUGAAGGUGUAAUUUUGGAUAUGGAUGCAAUGUGGGCAGAGAGUGACAGCCAAACCCCAAUGAUCUGCUUCUUAUCAAUGGGUUCAGAUCCCACCGAAAAUAUUGAGCGUCUUGCUAAAACAAAGAACACUCCGUGCCGCGCCAUUUCAAUGGGCCAGGGUCAGGAGGUCCAUGCCAGGCGCCUGCUAAAUCAGAGCAUGCUGGACGGAGGCUGGCUUCUGCUGCAGAACUGCCAUCUGGGUUUGGAUUUCCUGGAAGAGCUCCUGGACACCAUCACCACCACCGAGACCAUGCACGAGGGCUGCCGCACCUGGAUCACCACCGAGGUGAAUGCGAAAUUCCCAAUCAACCUGUUGCAGUCCUCCAUCAAAUUUACUAAUGAACCGCCUCAAGGUGUCAAAGCCGGCUUGAAGCGGACCUAUUCGGGCAUCAGCCAGGAGCUACUGGACAUUAGCAAUAUGCCACAAUGGAAACCUCUGCUGUACACCGUCGCCUUUCUACACACAACCGUACAGGAGAGGCGUAAGUUUGGUCCUCUGGGCUGGAACAUUCCCUAUGAAUUCAAUCAGGCCGAUUUUACUGCUAGCGUGCAGUUUGUCCAGAAUCACUUGGAUGAGAUGGACAUUAAGCGCGGGGUCAACUGGACCUGCGUUCGCUACAUGCUGGCUGAGGUGCAAUAUGGCGGCCGUGUGACAGAUGAUCUGGAUAAGCAUUUGCUGAAAACGUUUGCAAGAGUCUGGUUUGGGGAGAACACUUUCUCCGACAAGUUUUGUUUCUACAAGGGAUACAACAUUCCGAGGGGAAAGAGCAUCCAGGACUACCUGCAGCAUAUCGAGUCGAUGCCUCUUGUUGAUACUCCAGAGGUGUUUGGUCUUCACCCAAAUGCAGAUAUCACGUACCAAACCAACAUGGCCAAUGUGACACUCAGCACAAUUGUGAACAUUCAGCCUAAAGACAGCGGGGGUGGGGGUGGCGAGACCAGAGAAGCCACCGUUCAGCGAUUAGCCAAUGAGAUGUUGGAAAAGCUGCCGCCAGACUACAUACCUCAUGAGGUCAGAGCUCGUCUCCAGAAAAUGGGUCCCUUUCAGCCAAUGAAUAUUUUCCUGCGCCAAGAACUUGACCGCAUGCAGCGCAUCAUUGGCAGAGUGCGGACCACCCUCACUGACCUCAAGCUUGCUAUAGAUGGUACUAUCAUCAUGUCUGAAGACUUGAGGGAUGCUCUGGAUAACCUGUAUGAUGCUAGGAUACCAAAACUGUGGCAAAAAGUAUCCUGGGAGUCUGCAACCCUGGGUUUUUGGUUCACUGAACUCUUAGAAAGAAACCAGCAGUUUCAUACCUGGAUAUUUGAAGGACGACCCAACCAGUUCUGGAUGACAGGAUUCUUUAACCCACAGGGCUUCUUAACUGCUAUGCGUCAAGAAACAACUCGUAUGAAUGUAUCCAAAGGUUGGGCAUUGGACAGUGUCGUCCUCUACAAUGACGUGACAAAGAUGAUGAAAGAAGAUGUCACGUGUCCUCCUCCCGCUGACAUUGGUGGAGUCUACGUCUAUGGGCUUUUCCUGGAUGGAGCUGGGUGGGAUAAAAAAAACACGAAACUUAUGGAGUCGUCACCCAAGGUCUUGUUCACGUUGUUGCCUGUAGUUCACGUGUACGCCAUUAGCACUACAAGCCCUUCAGACUCAAAGAAGCAGCAAGGCAACCUGUACUCCUGCCCCGUGUAUAAAAAACCACGGCGCACUGACCUGACGUUCAUUUUCUCUUUGUACCUGAGAACGGCACAAGACGCCGACCACUGGACCCUCCGAGGUGUGGCCCUGCUCUGUGACAACAAAUAAGAGAACAGCCGACCCCUCGCCUGACGGGGCUUUCUUUCUACUCUUUGCAUGUGGCUUUG
Molecule: messenger RNA, 13750 nt
Organism: Erpetoichthys calabaricus (reedfish)
Lineage: Eukaryota; Metazoa; Chordata; Cladistia; Polypteriformes; Polypteridae
Product: dynein axonemal heavy chain 5-like
Exons: 74
Coding region: 9-13691 (4560 amino acids)
Biological process (GO): microtubule-based movement
Cellular component (GO): dynein complex
Molecular function (GO): minus-end-directed microtubule motor activity; dynein light intermediate chain binding; dynein intermediate chain binding
Source: RefSeq, a predicted model, not a curated record